Molecule: messenger RNA, 645 nt
Organism: Hordeum vulgare subsp. vulgare (domesticated barley)
Lineage: Eukaryota; Viridiplantae; Streptophyta; Magnoliopsida; Poales; Poaceae
Exons: 2
Coding region: 115-357 (80 amino acids)
Source: RefSeq, a predicted model, not a curated record
CCCCGAAUCGUCCGUCGCAGUCGGCGCAAGCAAGGUAGCCAGAGACAGAGAGCGGCGGAAGGAAGGAAGGGAGGAAGGGGAACGAGCGAGCACAGGCGGAGGCGGCGGAGGAGGAUGGGGUUCAUGCUGCGGGUGAGGCUGGCCUCCUUCUUCGCGGGCGCGGCCGCCGCGGCCGCCGCCGGCGGCUACUUCCUCUACAAGGACUACAAGCUCGCCCACGACUCCACCGCCCUCCAGGUGAAAGGUCUGCACGACCGUGUGGACGCCCGUUACAAGGCUAUGGACAAGCGACUUGCAGCUCUGGAAGCCCAGAAAAGCGCCGACUCCUCUCCGGGCGUGCCUACGCCAUCGGAUUAGUCAUUUGCCUGUCCAUCACAAGGCUUGACAAGUGGAUGAUUCUAAGUCUGUUUACUUUUAACAUGCGCGCGCUAUCUGCUUCUCCUUUGAAGGCAAGGGGCCUGUGACCGACAGCGAAAUAAUAUAGCGAACAGUUUUUGUUUUGUUGCGUGGGCAAGAAGAAGCUCCUUUUGUUGCGUUGAUGGGAUACAUCAGAUCAGAUCUUAUCUUUGCAGGCCGUUUCACAUUUGCUGUCGCUUGACCGGGGGAUUCAACCCGAACCCUUUUAUGACGCCCCUUGAUUUCUCA